AUUUGGAGAAUCCAAUAGUUUACUUAUUAAGCUUUGGGUCACUAUGGAUAAUAAGCUUUUUGUUAGAGUUCUAGUGAGUCUCUCUCUUCUUGCAUUUGUUUCUUGGGUGGCUAAUGGUGACACCAUAUCAUCUUGUACCCAAACACCAUACCCUGAUAUGUGUACUUCCUACAUAACCUCUAAUUCUCUAGUCACCUCAAAAGGUUUCCAUGAUGUGGUUCUAUCAAUCACCAUGAACCAAGCUCAGCUAGCCCAUAAUCACAUUUCAGCUAUGGACUUGAGCUCUUUCGACAAGCCAGCCAAGGCAGCAUGGGCCGACUGUGUGGAGCUCUAUAACAACACAGUUAGCCAGCUUAAUCGUGUAUUAUCAUCUAACCGUUGGGAAGAUACUCAAACAUGGCUUAGUGCAUCAGUUGCCAAUCACCAGACUUGCCAAAAUGGGUUUAUGGAGCUCAACAAAGCUUCAUUUAUAUCUUCCUUACCUCCCAUGUUGACUGAUUUCUCUAAGUUGCUCAGUAACUCUUUGGCUGUAAACAAACAGGCAGCUUCAGUAGUGUCUAGUAAACCAGGUGGUGGCAGACGCUUGCUUUCAGAUGGGUUCCCUUCAUGGGUCUCUGGUGCUGAUAGAAAGCUUCUCCAAUCAACAUCGGCAGCCUCACGAGCUAAUAUAGUGGUGGCUGCUGAUGGGUCUGGUAAUUGUAAGACCAUAUCUGAAGCUGUGUCUGCUUCAUCAAAGCUAAGUAGUGGGAGUUCAAGAUUUGUUAUAUAUGUGAAGAAGGGUACAUACCAAGAGAACGUUCACAUUACCCAGUCAAAUAUAAUGCUAAUAGGAGAUGGGAUUGAUGCCACCAUCGUUACUGGUAGUGAGAAUGUCAAAGAUGGUUCCACAACUUUCAGAUCGGCCACAGUCGGUGUUAUGGGUAACGGCUUCAUCGCCAUGGCCAUGACCUUCCAAAACACAGCUGGACCUCAAAAGAACCAAGCAGUAGCAUUCCGUUCAGGCUCAGACAAAUCAGUUUUCUAUCAGUGUAGCUUCAAAGGAUACCAAGACACCUUAUAUGUCUACUCCCAACGCCAAUUCUACCGCAACUGUGACAUCUAUGGCACCCAAGACUUCAUUUUCGGAGACGCCGCCGUCGUGCUCCAGAGCUGCAACAUCUAUGUGAGAAAGCCCAUGAGCAAUCAACAGAACUACGUGACAGCUCAAGGGCGAACUGAUCCGAAUGAGAACACCGGAAUAUCGAUCCAUGGUUGCAGAAUUACAGCCGCUUCAGACUUGAAAGCAGUACAGAGUUCGUUUAAGACUUACUUGGGACGGCCAUGGAUGAAAUACUCAAGAACUGUUGUCAUGACGAGUUACCUUGAUAGCUUGAUUGAUCCUGCGGGGUGGGCUCAAUGGAGUGGUAGUUUUGCUCUAAGCACUCUUUACUUUGGAGAGUACGGGAAUACUGGUUCUGGGUCUAGCAUUAGUGGUCGAGUGAAGUGGAAUGGCUAUCAUAUCAUGAGCUCCGCCGAUGCCCAGAAGUUCGCAGUUGCUAACUUCUUGGGUGUUUCUUGGAUUGCAGCAGCCGGAGUCCCUUACUCUUCCGGGAUAUAAGCGUAUUCCUUGUGUGACUCGAGACAUAAAUAUGUUAAAUAAGUCAUUUCUCACGUUGAAUGCAAUCGUACAGAUUUAGUCGUUUUGGAUUGAAUUAUCAUAUGACUUUGGCCAGCUUGUAAUUAGUAAUCCGUGUGUACUAUAUGUUCUUAUCAGUAAAGCUUGUUUUCUUAUUUUAUUUUA
Molecule: messenger RNA, 1780 nt
Organism: Macadamia integrifolia
Lineage: Eukaryota; Viridiplantae; Streptophyta; Magnoliopsida; Proteales; Proteaceae
Product: pectinesterase-like
Exons: 2
Coding region: 44-1597 (517 amino acids)
Biological process (GO): cell wall modification
Molecular function (GO): pectinesterase activity; pectinesterase inhibitor activity
Source: RefSeq, a predicted model, not a curated record